Messenger RNA from Talaromyces stipitatus ATCC 10500, 2601 nucleotides. RefSeq names its product pogo transposable element, putative. The transcript is spliced from 4 exons. Gene Ontology annotation, molecular function: DNA binding. The coding region runs from base 1 to 2601 and encodes 866 amino acids. The record is from RefSeq and is a predicted model, not a curated record. Gene Ontology annotation, cellular component: nucleus. NCBI's taxonomy places the organism in Eukaryota, Fungi, Ascomycota, Eurotiomycetes, Eurotiales, Trichocomaceae.
AUGUCUUGGCUUCAAGAUUACGAUCCCCAAACACAGAGAUGCUUCUUUGCAGCCUCAGAGUCAGGGUGGACUAAUAAUGAUAUCGGAUAUCGCUGGUUGGUGGAUGUUUUUGAUAAAGAGACAAAAUCUCAAGCAAGCCGGGGAUGGCGCCUUCUUAUCCUCGAUGGGCAUGGAUCCCACGUUACAAUGAAGUUUAUUGAAUACUGCGACUCGAAUCGAAUUCUAUUAGCAAUCUUUCCGGCUCAUGCAACACAUACUUUACAGCCUCUUGAUGUCGCUCUUUUCUCGCCUCUUUCUAACGCUUAUACGAAGCAAUUGGAUGAUUUUAUAAGGGAUAGCCAAGGCUUCACCCGGCUCACUAAACGUGACUUUUUUCGCCUUUUUUGGGCUAGCUGGAAUGAGGUUUUUAUAAGCAAGAAUAUCAAUUCAGCAUUCAGAACGACUGGUCUAUAUCCCUUUGAUCCGGAGAUUGUUAUCAACAAAUUCAACAAGAAAAUCACCAGCCGGCCAUCCUCAAGCGAAUCCGGAGCUUCAAUUAUUCCUCCAGAAGAUUGGAGACGGCUUGAGAAGCUUGUUAAAACUGUUGUUAACAAUAUUUAUGAUGAAAAGGCUCUACAGCUUCGAGAAACGGUGUCACAUCUUUCUACUCAGCUUAUCUUGCUUCAAAAUGAGAAUCAAGGCCUGAAAAGAGCUCUCAUAAAUGCAAAGAAGCCUAAAAACAAGAAACAGCCUUUAUUACUAGGUUUACCAUCAGAACAAGAUGGUGGAGCGCUUUUUAUGAGCCCUACUAAGGUUCAGCAAGCUCGUGAUAUUAUUUCUCAAAAAAAUGACGAAGCCGCGCAGAAGCAGGCUCAUAAAGAUGAUAAAAAGCUUCAACAACAGCUUAAAAAGCAAGCUAGAGAGGCUGAAAAGGUUAAAAGAGCUCAAAUCCGACAAGAAAAACGCGAGCAGCGUGAGCAAGAGGCUGCGGAAAAGCAACGGCUUAAGGACGAGCAAGAAUUGGCUAAGCUAGCUGAUUUACAGCUUCAAAAUGAUGAUGAGGGAAAGAUCGAAUUAGCUAUUUCCGAUUUAAAAAAUGAAAGAAUUCGCAGUAUUCGUGAAGCUGCAAGAAUCUAUAUGGUUGCUCGUACAACUCUUCAAGAUCGAAUGAAAGGAGUGCCGUAUCGACAAAUAACACGCGCCAACAACCAUAAAUUGAGUCAAUCUGAGGAGGAUUCGCUUGUCAAAUGGGUGCUUGAUUUAACUAAACGUGGAUUACCGCCCCGGCACUUUCUCGUACGAGAUAUGGCUAAUUAUCUUCUCUCACAACAUGGAGAUCAACGGGUUGGAGAUAAAUGGGUAUAUAAUCUUGUUCAACGUCGCCCAGAGAUUGAAUCCAAAUUCUCACGAAAAUACAACUACGAACGUGCCAAAUGUGAAGAUCCAAAGAUUAUACAAGGCCAUUUUGACCGCGUACGAGAUAUAAUAUCUGAGUACGGCAUCUUACCAGAAGAUAUCUAUAAUUUUGAUGAGACGGGCUUUGCUAUGGGACUCUGCGCAACUGCAAAGGUUAUUACUGGAAGCGAUCGAUAUGCUCAGCCAAAGCUUCUACAGCCUGGAAAUCGAGAAUGGGUGACUGCAAUUGAGGCAACAAAUUCAACCGGAUGGGCUCUGCCUUCGUAUGUGAUUUUCAAAGCAAAGAAAAACAUAGGAUUAGAAUGGCUUAAAACCCAUUUUAUUCCUCUUACUAGUGGUCGUACAUUGGGAACAUAUAGUAUGUUGAUUCUUGAUGGCCAUGGAAGCCAUUUGACUGCAGAAUUUGACCGUACAUGUACGGAUCAUAAGAUUAUUCUAGUCUGUAUGCCUCCUCAUUCUUCACAUCUCUUACAGCCUCUUGAUGUUGGCUGUUUUGCAGUUCUAAAGCGAUAUUAUGGGCAGCUUGUUGAACAACGAAUGAGGCUUGGUUUUAAUCAUAUUGACAAAAUCGACUUCUUAACAGCAUUUCCACAGGCUCGUACAGUGGCAUAUAAAGCUCAAACUAUUCGGAAUAGCUUCGCAGCCACCGGAUUAGUGCCUUUCAAUCCAGAUCGAGUUCUUCAACAUCUCAAUAUUCAAUUGAAGACUCCAACCCCCCCUCCAAGUCGAUCAAGCAAUACAGCAUCAUCCUGCUUACAAACACCUCAAAAUAUACGCCAAUUUGUACGCCAGUCAACUACAAUCAAUAAGCGUAUAAAUAAGCGUACAGGAAGCCUGAAUCAGAAUGAAGAAAUCAAUCAGGCAGUUAUACGGUUAUCAAAAGCCUACGAAAUACUAGCGAAUGAUGCUUUACUCGUACGGAAAGAAAACCGUGAUUUACGAGCUGCGCAUGAAAAAGAGAAGCAAAAGCGCAAAAGAUCUAAUAAACAGAUAUCUAUUGAGCAAGGGAUUACUAGAGAGGAAGCUCAGGCGCUCGUACAAGGUCAGGUUGAGGCAUCUCAUGCUGUUACUACUACUCUGGCUGAGCCGGAGCUCCCAGCUUCUCAAGCAGUCAAAGUUAUUUUCCGGAGAGGUGGCCGGUUCGCUUACAUGGCCGGUUCGCUUACCGAUUACGUUACUACUACUACUACUACUAUAAGCGGUUAA